Lachancea dasiensis is the source of this 408-nucleotide messenger RNA. The record is from the annotation of a GenBank genome assembly. Lineage: Eukaryota; Fungi; Ascomycota; Saccharomycetes; Saccharomycetales; Saccharomycetaceae.
AUGAGCUCUGUAACACUUCAUGCACGGUAUUUGGCGCGUUUGGGACUACUGAGACCUUUGACGGGCACCAGGCCGGCUCUGGUACGGCAAUUUCAGAGCAAACGAGGCCCAGCUCCUCCAGAGCUACCCAAGGAGGAACAGGAGGAGUUCGAAAGGCUUCAGCGCAUCGCACAGUCACAAGAAGCGAUAAAUGAAUACAACCGCCAGGUGGAGCAGGAUAACACGAAGGAAAGCGCAAAAUCACCUUUUUUGAAGGCAGAUAUCGGAGGGUUUUCACCAGAGUUCUCGAAAACCAUUCCCGAAUUUGAGGGCGACGUUAAUCCGAAGACAGGAGAGCGCGGUGGACCUAAACAGGAUCCUCUCAGGCACGGGGACUAUUCUUUCAAUGGAAGAGUCACCGAUUUUUGA